GGUAGGCUUUGUUACUUUGGUCCCAGCUCUCUGCAGGUCAUUCACUAGGUCCCACCGUGUGGUUCUGGGAUUUUUGCUCACCAUUCUUGUGAUCAUUUUGACCCCACGGGGUGAGAUCUUGCGUGGAGCCCCAGAUCGAGGGAGAUUAGCAGUGGUCUUUUAUGUCUUCCAUUUCCUAAUAAUUGCUCGCACAGUUGAUUUCCUCAAACCAAGCUGCUUACCUAUUGCAGAUUCAGUCUUCCCAGCCUGGUGCAGGUCUACAAUUUAGUUUCUGGUGUCCUUUGACAGCUCUUUGGUCUUGACCAUAGUGGAGUUUGGAGUGUGACUGUUUAAGGUUGUGGACAGGUGUCUUUUAUACUGAUAACAAGUUCAAACAGGUGUCAUUAAUAAAGGUAACGAGUGGAGGACAGAGGAGCCUCUUAAAGAAGAAGUUACAGGUCUGUGAGAGCUAGACAUCUUGCUUGUUUGUAGGUGACCAAAUACUUAUUUUCUACCAUAAUUUGCAAAUAAAUUCAUUAAAAAUCCUACAAAUGUGAUUUUCUGGAUUUUUUUCUAAUUUUGUCUGUCAUAGUUGAAGUGUACCUAUGAUGAAAAUUACAGGCCUCAUCUUUUUAAGAGGGAGAACUUGCACAAUUGGUGGCUGACUAAAUACUUUUUUGCCCCACUGUAUUGGUAGAUGGGUAAAAAUAAAAGGCAGACAUCAAGUUAUUAAUUACACUUUGGAUGGUGUAUCAAUUAACCCAGUCACUACAAAGACACCGUCCUUCCUAACUCAAUAUCCGGAGAGAAAGGAAACCAAUGGUGAGGCCAAUGGUAAAUUUAACACAGUUACAGAGUUUAAUGGUUGUUAUGGGAGAAAACUCAGGAUGGUUCAACAACAUUGUAGUUACUCCACAAUACUAACUUAAUUGACAAAGUGAAAAGAAGCAAUCCUGUACAAAAUACAAAUAUUCCAAAACAUACAUACUGUUUGCAACAAGGCACUAAAGUAAUACUGCAAAAAAAAGUGGCAAAUCAAUUCACUUUUGUCCUGAAUACAAAGUGUUAUGAAAAUCCAAUACAACCAUUACUGAGUACCACUCUCCAUAUUUUCAAGCAUAAAAAUAAAAUACAAAAAAUAAAAAUCGUUAAGGACUUGGGAGUUUUUCAGGAUAAAAAAAGAAAUGGAGCUAAGCACAGCCAAAAUCCUAGAAGACACCUGGUUCAGUCUGUUUUCCUCCAGAUACUAGGAGAUGAAUUCACCUUUCAGCAGGACAAUAACCUAAAACACAAGACCAAAUCUACACUGGAGUUGCUUACCAAGAAGAGAGUGAAUGAUCCUGAGUGGCCAAGUUACAGUUUUGACUUACAUUUACUUGAAAAUCUAUGGAAAUACCUGAAAAUGGUUGUCUAGCAAUGAUCAACAACCAAUUUGACAGAGCUUGAAGAAUUUAGAAAAUGAUAAUGGGCAAGUGUUGCACAAUCCAGGUGUGGAAAGCUCUUGAGACUUACCCAGAAAGAUUCACAGCUGAUAUUACUGCCAAAGGUGUUUCUACAAAGUGACUCAGGGGUGUGAAUACCUAUGUAAAUGAGAUAUUUCUGUAUUUCAUUUUCAAUAAAUUUGCUAAAAUUAAAAAAAAACAAUUUUCACUGUCAUUAUGUGGUAUUGUAUGUAGAUAGGAGAGAUUAUUAUUUUUGGAAUCAAUUUUGAAUUCAGGUUGUAACAACAAAAUUAGGAAUAAAUCAAGGGUAUGAAUACUUUCUGAAGGCACUGUAUAUGUCCAACUUGUACAAUAUAUUAACCUUAUAUCAUAGCCUACUAACAACAUUUGCAUUACUUAUUAUGCCUCUCUUGAGUGGUAUAUGGAGGGAUAUUUUUUAAAAGACAGUAUAAGUGGAAGGAUAAGUCAUCACCUUAAUUCAUAUAUUUCCAGACAAAUAUGAAGACACAAGAUGUAUACUGAGUUGUAUUAUGAUGCAGACAUGCAUAUUUAUGUAUUGUAAGAAGACAGUUUUAUUAUAAUGAUGAUCAUAAAUAUUUACAUAUAAAAACGUUUCUGCAAUAGUACAGUUUGACAUGGCUUUAUGGUCUCUCGAGGGGUAUUUUUGAAAACACGAAGUGGAAGGAUAAGUCACCGUCAGCAAUGAAAUUAUUUCAAGGCAAAUAUUAAGACGACACAAAAGAGGAAGACUGAGUACAAUGAUGCACAUUCAUAUUUACAUAGGAUAUCAUCUACUAAGAUGAUCAUACAUUUACUAUUAAGUUUUGUAGUUUUCCUAGUUGACAGGUGGAAGACACUUGGGGGACUGAGCUAAAAGAUACCUUACAGUAUAUUUAGAGUCCUGAUAUUCAGUCUCACAAACAGCUGUCAGGGGAGAGUCUAUAUUGAAACUGUAAAUUAGGAGGUUGCUGAUAGAGACUGGGCUUUUCUAGGACUGGACUAAACUUGGAAGGCAGGCAGUGACUGGGCUCUGAAGAUGGCUGACAGAGACUGGACUUUACCUUUUCUAGGAGGCAGACAGUAGCUGGGCUCUGAAGGUGAUUGGCAGAGCCUGGACUGGAAUUUGAAAGUCUGGGCUAAACUUGGAAGAAGGCAGACAUUGGCUGGGCUCUGAAGGUGGCUGACAGAACAGGCUUGACCUGUCUAAGAGGCAGACAGCUACUAAAAGAAACAAUUGGAAAAUGAGACUGUCGUGUUGUAGCAACUAAUCUGUCCCUUAGUGGUAGAGCGUGCUCACUCCCUGGAUGUUGUGUGCUCAAGGUUUUAUUUGUUCUCAGUAGUUUUUUCAAUUAGUAUAUAUUUUUCUCCCCAAUUUUGUUUUAUCCAAUUGCGAUACAAUUACGAUCUUGUCUCAUCGCUGCAACUCCCCAACGGGGCUCAGGAGAGGCAACAGUCGAAUCGUGUCCUCUGAAACAUGACCCGCAUAACCACGCUUUUUUAACACCCACCCACUUAACCCGGAAGCCAGCUGAACCAAUGUGUCAGAGGAAACACUGUUCAAUUGACGACCAAUGUCAGCAUGCAGGUACCCGGCCCGCCACAAGGAGUCACUAGAGUGUAAAUGCCGCUACCUCGGCUGGGUCUGAGGUGCAGGAAGUGGAGAUGAAUUGGGUGGUUGGAGCAAAUGUCUUAUCUGCCUGGGCGUGGGGUAUGUGGUGGCUGCCCACAUCCAACCCGGCUCCGGAGCGAUCUGUCGCCAGUUACUGGAGGCUACUUGAAGAGAGCGGUUCGGUGGGUACCCCCCACUGCUUCUGUCUGCCUCGGUCAAGCACUGCUUGCCUCUCUUCCCAGACUUGUUGAUGAAGGUCCGGUCCCACUGCUGUGAUCCGGUCCUACGUGGACUUUCGAGACCGGGCUAGCUAAACGAGCGCUGCAUAGCGUGUAGCCAGUUUGGCUAACUCGUAGAGGUGAGCUAGCUAUUCUUGCCUCCUCAUUCUAGACUUAUGUACACUCAGCUAGCACGUCAGAGUCUACAAACUCAGAAUGCUCACGAGCUGCCGGCUACUAUAGCGACACAUCUGUAGUGGUGUGGAAAUGAUCCAACCAUUAUGUAGAAAUUAUGUUGAAUUUAAUUAUAAACUACAUUUAUCAAUCUGAUUCCAAUAUUAUGUGCAUAAAUGCGACAGGCCGUGUACAUCUCUGGAGGAUCUAGUCAAGGUAGCAAGCCUUGCAUCACCUCUCAGUAUGCAUUUAAUGAACAUGUGUCUAACUUGCACCGUUAUGCAAUUAUUAAGAGAGUAGAUACAAAUGGCCAAUCCUGGCAACCAAUGUUCUAGCAUUAACUUAUUGAGGCAAGCAGAUCAGCGAUUUCAAGGUGGACCCCAAGCAUGUGCUAUGCAUAGUGUAUAUAACAAUUACCAACAGACCUACUAAAUUAUAAACGACAGUCAAAUAGUGACUCUGUAAAAUGAGGAAUGCAUUUAUUCAAUGAAUAACAUUUAUUAGGGAUAAUUAUGAAAACACAGAGAUGAAAGAUCAAUGAUUUUAUAAUAAAAAAGAUUGUAUUGGUGAAAUAUUUGGGUAAGCCUGGCUUCUGUUGGCCUCCAUGAAUACAUAUGCACGCAUCAGAGAGACUCUGCAGUGCAGAAUAUCAUAGUUAUCACUGUGAAAUAAUCUGCUUUAACUAGAUUGUUUCAUUGUGCCAUCGUAAUGCAAUGCAAUGAAUGGUCAAAGACAAAUUUACAUUUCUUUACAACAAGAAAUUACAUAUCAUUAAUCUACCUUAACCUGAUCUUACUUUCUGAUUCGGAACUUUGUGUUUGUGAUGUUCUUGUUGCUCACUUGAGUCAAGCUGCGAAAAGAGGUAGAAGGCAUUUUUGCAAAAGCUAUUCUUUCAAGGAGGGGAGAGGGAGGGGCCCACGAGAGGAGCGCAUUCCAUUCCAGAAGACACAUGUGUUUUCUGGAAUGGAAUGAGGCCGGUCUUACUGCGGGGCAGGUGCUGGCAUGGCUAAGGUUGCUGAGCAGCAUACUGAAAUUAGUGGGAGAGGGGCACGUAGACAGUGGGUGCAGGGCGCAGAGACAGUGGGUGCAGGGCGCAGAGACAGUGGGUGCAGGGCGCAGAGACAGUGGGUGCAGGGCGCAGAGACAGUGGGUGCAGGGCGCAGAGACAGUGGGUGAAAUUAUGUUGAAUUUAAUAAUAAACUACAUUCAUCAAUCUGAUUCCAAUAUUGUGUGAAUAAAUGCGACAGGCCGUGUACAUCUCUGGAGGAUCUAGUCAAGGUAGCAAGCCUUGCAUCACCUCUCAGUAUGCAUUUAAUGAACAUGUGUCUAACUUGCACCGUUAUGCAAUUAUUAAGAGAGUAGAUACAAAUGGCCAAUCCUGGGAACCAAUGUUCUAGCAUUAACUUAUUGAGGCAAGCAGAUCAGCGAUUUCAAGGUGGACCCCAAGCAUGUGCUAUGCAUAGUGUAUAUAACAAUUACCAACAGACCUACUAAAUUAUAAACGAUAGUCAAAUAGUUACUCUGUAAAAUGAGGAAUGCAUUUAUUCAAUGAAUAACAUUUAUUAGGGAUAAUUAUGAAAACACAGAUGAAAGAUCAAUGAUUUUAUAAUAAAAACGAUUGUAUUGGUGAAAUAUUUGGGUAAGCCUGGCUUCUGUUGGCAUCCAUGAAUACAUAUGCACGCAUCAUUGAGAAAUUCUGCAGUGCAGAAUAUCAUAGUUAUCACUGUGAAAUAAUCUGCUUUAACUAGAUUGUUUCAUUGUGCCAUCUUAAUGCAAUGAAUGGUCAAAGACAAACUUACAUUUCUUUACAACAAGUAAUUACACAUCAUUAAUCUACCUUAAGGACAUAGAGAAAGUGGGUUAAGGGCGUAGAGACAGUGCAGCUGAGCAGAGGAGGUACAGGGCAUCCACAUUAUUUUUAAAUAAAUUAUUGGGGGGGGGAUGAAUCGACCUGUUCUGAAUGUUGUGGGGGGACAUAUCUCCCCUGCCAAUUACAAGCAUCAUUUACUUUACUUUUCAAUGAACUGUGAUACCUUUUCAAAAAGUGAUUUAUUGCCCACCUUCCCUACAGAAUCACGUGCUCCAUCCAUGACAGUGUGGGGGUCCAGAUUGAAGCGCUGCAUGGGACCUAUCGUCUACACGGCUCCGCCAGAUGGUGGCUGGGGUUGGGUGGUGGCGGUCUCCUUCUUCCUGGUGGAAGUGUUCACCUACGGAGUCAUCAAGAGCCUGGGCAUCUUCCUCCAGGACCUGAUGGGGGAGUUUGGGGAGAGCAACAGCCGAGUGUCUUGGAUCAUCUCCAUCUGUGUCUUCGUCAUGGCCUUCACUGCUCCUCUCGCUUCUGUGAUGACCAACCGGUUUGGCUUCCAGACAGUUGUUAUGAUUGGUGGACUCCUCGUCUCCAUAGGAACCAUUGCCAGUGGCUUCACCAAAUCCAUCAACGAGAUGUACAUCACCAUCGGACUCGUUGCAGGUCUGGGGUACUGUCUGACCUUCCUGCCCACCAUUACUCUCCUGUCCCAGUACUUCUCCCACCGACGCUCCCUGGUCACAGCUGUCGCCUCCACAGGAGAGUCCUUCUCUGUGUUCGCGCUUGCCCCAGCCUUCUCUGCUCUGAGGGACUGUAUCGGCUGGCGUUACACCCUGGUGGUGAUCGGAGCUCUACAGGGCAUCAUCAUCAUCUGUGGAGUUCUGCUAAGACCCAUCAUCAUCAGACCUGGACCAGCCACGGAGACAGAAACUGAUGGACUGGCUGACAAAGAGCUGAAGGCUCUGAACACAGAGGAGAAGUACUACAGUAAGGAGAGGUUGUACAUUAAGGGUAGUUCAUAUGCUAAGGAUGGGUCUUACACACUGCAGAGUGAUAGCAAGCUGGCUCAUUGUUACUCCCUGAACUCUGGAGAGUCUGUAAACUCUGAAGUUCAGUCCCUCCAUCACCAGGUCCUGGAGGAUGGCAGUAAGGCAGGGGAGGAGAUAGAGGAGGAGGCGUCUUCACAGAGGUGCUUUGGAAGCAAGGAGAAGGACGAGGAGAAGGAUGAGAAGCAGACACAAACACUAUCCCCCCAGAAACUCCUUGACUUCUCCAUGUUAAGAGAAGGCAGCUUCAUCUGCUACGCUCUCUUCGGCCUUUUUGCCACAUUGGGUUUCUUCGCCCCUCAGCUCUACAUCAUCGAGCUGAGUGUGAACCGUGGCGUGAUGCGUCACCGCGCCGCACACAUGCUCUCCGCCAUGGCCUUUGCCGAGAUCUUCGGCCGCCUCUCCAUUGGUUGGGUGCUAGGCAGGAAGCUGUUCAAAGGCAGGAAGCCCCUGGUGCUGCUGGGAUGUGUAGUUCUGUUGUGCCUGGUGCUGGUGGCCUUUACCCUGGUAUGGGAGUUCUGGGGCCUGGCCGUGUGUUGUGGGUUCUAUGGGUUUUUUAUAGGCACCGUGUCGUCGACACAUAUACCCAUGCUGGCAGAGGAGGAUGUGGUGGGCAUAGAAAGGAUGUCGUCAGCUGUGGGGGUCUAUGUGUUUAUACAAAGCUUCGCUGGGCUGGCGGGACCACCUCUGGGAGGUGUUCUUGUGGACCUGACUCAGAACUACGGCUCAGCGUUCUACUCCUGUGCGGUGGGUAUGAGUCUAGGGGCUGUGUUCCUGGGUCUGGUACGACCAGCCAAGAGAGGCCUGCUAUGCUGCAGCACAACCAGGCCUCAGAGCAUUUCGUAUUAUUCUAAUAAUACGAAGUGCUCUGAGACCAGGUUGUACAGCAGGAGGGGGCAUCAGAACCUCCCAGAACCUAUGCAGGUGGGGCCGGGGAACCCUGUACCUCAGCGAGAGGGGAAGGAGGCCCAGGACAGAGAAAGUCCUCAAGGCUUCCUAGAAGUUAACCUUGAUAUGGACCAGAAAACAUUACUGAAAAAGGCCAACAGAUGACAAUCUCUACUUGAAAAGACAUCAAAGGUCAGAAGGAAAUCCCAUAAGAGUCUGAACUGAAGUAUCAGUUGAACUAGUGCUGAUUGAGAAAUCAGACAAAUGUUUGAAUAAAUAUGUAGACUGCCACGGACUAUCUAUCCUGUGAUUUCAGAUCUGGUUUUGGGUGUCUGGAGAGUGGCUCACACUGAACAAAGGAAAUCCCAAUCACGGCCGGUUAUGAUACAGCCUGAAAUCGAACCAGGGUGUCUGUAGCGACGCUGAAAUGCAGUGCCUUAGACCGCUGCGCCACAUGGGAGCCCAUGAACAUGAACACACUGUUUUGCCUCAUGGUAUUGUAAGAGAGGAUACAAACAAUAUGUAGAUACAUGAAGUCAGCUGUGAAGAAACAAUAACACCAUGACAUCAUGUUGUAUUCAAUUAAUUACUUUUUAAACUUCACUUUACAUUUUUUAGACAAAGAAAUCACUUGGUACUAAUAAAAAAUAAAUAUCACAAUA
This is a messenger RNA of Oncorhynchus masou masou (cherry salmon), 7825 nucleotides long. RefSeq names its product monocarboxylate transporter 7-like. The record is from RefSeq and is a predicted model, not a curated record. Gene Ontology annotation, cellular component: plasma membrane. Lineage: Eukaryota; Metazoa; Chordata; Actinopteri; Salmoniformes; Salmonidae. Bases 5364 to 7328 code for a protein of 654 amino acids. Gene Ontology annotation, molecular function: monocarboxylic acid transmembrane transporter activity. Gene Ontology annotation, biological process: transmembrane transport; monocarboxylic acid transport. The transcript is spliced from 6 exons.